Molecule: messenger RNA, 1751 nt
Organism: Syngnathus typhle (broad-nosed pipefish)
Lineage: Eukaryota; Metazoa; Chordata; Actinopteri; Syngnathiformes; Syngnathidae
Gene: mrps11
Product: mitochondrial ribosomal protein S11
Exons: 6
Coding region: 107-676 (189 amino acids)
Biological process (GO): maturation of SSU-rRNA from tricistronic rRNA transcript (SSU-rRNA, 5.8S rRNA, LSU-rRNA); translation; ribosomal small subunit assembly
Cellular component (GO): ribosome; mitochondrial small ribosomal subunit
Molecular function (GO): small ribosomal subunit rRNA binding; mRNA 5'-UTR binding; structural constituent of ribosome
Source: RefSeq, a predicted model, not a curated record
UGUAACAACAUGAUUACGUACCACUACGACUGGUGUCUGCAAGUCGUCAAUGUCACGUUCCUAGUGCUUUUACUGCCAAUUUGUGUCAAAUUGCAACCCAUUUAAAAUGUUUAAAUUAACUUGUUCACUCGUAAACUCUUUGAGUAGUGCUUGUCUACAAUUGUCUGCCAAAGGAACCUCGUUAAGCAGUAGAACGCUCCAUAGCGCCGCCGUCCGGCUCCAGGAGGCAGCACCACACAAAAAAGACUCAUCUGUAGCUUCCAGAGACUUUACCUACUUCCCUCCCCUGCCUGGCCAGGACAGCCCACUCAGCUGGGGUGGAAAGAAGUUUGAGGAGUUGCCCAUCCUGCACAUCAAAGCUACAUAUAAUAACACACACAUCCAGCUGACAGACUGUGAGGGCAAGUCUUUGGUCAGAACUUCGUGUGGGACAGAAGGCUUCAAGAACAUCAAGAAGUCCACGCCAGUCGCCGCACAGACCGCCGCCAUCGCCGCUGCGGCCAAAGCGACAGCUAAAGGGGUGACAUUUGUUCGCGUCAUCGUCAAAGGUCUCGGUCCAGGUCGCUUGUCGGCCAUCAAAGGCUUGGGCAUGGGGGGGUUGGAGGUGGUCUCUAUCACGGACAACACGCCCGUGCCACACAACGGCUGCCGACCACGCAAAGCCCGGAGGAUAUGAUUAAAAAAAAAAAAAAAAAAAAAGCCUAACUGUAUUUUGUUUCAAAUUUCUUGUCCAGUGUGACAAUUAAGCAUCAUCAAAACAUGGACACGGCCGGUUGUCAUGACGACUCAAGAAGCAGACGGCUUGAAAGCCAGAAGAACCUGCACUUGACUUUUUAUUUGAAUUAUUUACAUGACGCACUGUUACCAAGACAACAACAAAAUCAUCUUUUUGGAUGUUCAUAUAAAUAUAGUGCCGCGACUUGUGCGUUUAUUUCAUGAAUGACAGAUUAUUCUUGCAGUCAGGACGUGCAGCGAGAGACGCUUAAUGAUAAGAUUGUCCUUCAUUAUCCGGAUCAAGUCAACGACACAGUCGAGAUUAAAACCAAAUAUGCGAAAAAGUAUUUCUCAUGAAUAUGAACCGACAGGAUAUGAUUAGAUUGACAGCAUGACAGGCGUAAAUUGCACAGCAGACCGGGAUGCCAUCAGUCGACAUCACAUUGGAUCAAAUGGAAGAAUGAUACAAGAAAAAGUUGCCAUUUUAUGUGAAAGUCAUGAGUCAUGUUUCGGAGAAAAUAAAUGAGGGAUUAAUACAUUCAAUGAGAAUCAUUGUAAUCCCUCGACAAAUCAAAGUAUUUAAAAAAAAAAGAAAAAAGGUUUGAACUGUAUAGUAAAACUUUUAAAAGUUACAAUAAGACUGUACUAACUUUUUACCUGUCAUGAGGCAUUCCGUUAAUCUUCCAUCUACUCAGACCUUUUUCAAAUUGAUUUUAAUUUUUAUCCCCAAUUUUCACUAAAACGGAAAAUGACAACUUUCCUCUUGCAAAGUUAGUUUUACUCUUGUAAAUUACAAUUUCCACCUUAAAGAAAUAGAACUCAACAUUGCAAUUUGUUUUUUGUGAUAACCUUUUUUCCCCAUCAAGUGCAAAUGUUGCAUAUGAUUUUUUGCCAUAACGUUGAACAUUUUUUCCAAAGUUUUAUCCCUCGAAAAACAUUGUUUUAAGAUGACUAACCCAACUUUCACACUUCACAUGACAUUUGUUCAAAAGAGAAAAAAUCUGACAACAUUCCAACUCUAUUCUUGCAAUAUUGUA